CUGAUCCAAGAACAGCGGUGAAGGCAGGAGAGCGGUGGGAGCAGGGGGCUGACUGUUUUGCGGAAUAUAAGGCACAUUUCCUCUCCUAAACGUGGACAGAGAAAAUGCCAAGUGGAUUGUUUUAUCGGUUUUUUUUUUGACAGAAAUGGACAGCACGUAUAGCUGUGAUUGCUGAGGGUAAUGUGAUUUCGACCAGCGGACUCGCUCCUUGCGGCAUCCUUGUGCGCGCUAAGCAGCGCUACAUCCGUAUUACUGAGCAGCGCAGCCUGGCGUUGCUGGGAAUUUCAGUCGCGUUGCUCAAAGGGGACGUUUAACCUUUAGCCGCUUAAUUUAGGUAAGGGAAGCGGCCAUGGCUGGCAUGAGACGGGCUAUGCAUAGACUCGCACUCUCGUUUAUUGUUACGGAAUUUAUUUAUUAAAAUAUUUGCGCUUUAAAAAUGGCUGCUGGACAGAGCUUAGUAGAACGGGUUUAUUAAUUGUGUUAAAUUUAAGUACUUUAUUAUUAUUUUUGAUUGGAAAGAAAAAGGCAUAAAAUGAGCUUUAUAAUUAAAUUCUGUCUCUUUUAAUGACGUCGGAAUAAUUUGCUGUGCAAUUGUUUUUGUAGAGCGUGUGCGCGCGUGUCUUGUGGCUUUUUUGUUUGUUUAAUAUAUGUAUAUAUUUUAAAAUUUUCGAAAGAGGAAAGCUUGUCAGCGGGAGGUACCUUUGUCUCAACAUUCUUUUUCAUGACUCUCGAUCUAUGGGUUAUAUAUUGAGCCCUUGGAAAAUUUACAUUCUCAUCUACUUCGUUCCUUCAAAGUUGAAUUUUACCGCUGAAAUGCGUUCCUUUGUUUGUCUCUUUUCAAAAAAAGAGAAACAUGUGGACUCUGAGUUACUACAUCAUGUACUCUCGUACAAUGGAAUCUAAUAUAUUUUAGAUACUAUUCUUCGCAAGGAUUAAUCUGGGGAGCCUUUUUUUCCUCGAGUAAAGGAUUCAACAGUGACACCUUUCAUUGUGUCAGUUAACCCCCUCCCCUACAAUAAAAUAAAUAAAAUGGAUGCACCGAAGAAUCUCCAAAAAGGACUUCUACUUUUCACAUGCCACGGAUACUCACUUUCCGGAUGGGUCCUCAUCAACAGAUAUUUAAUGGUUUAUAUUUUAUUCUACCUGGUGCUCUACGCCGAAGCUUCCCAUUCCAAGCCCUGUGACAAGAAUUGCUACUCUGGAAGAUGUUUUAACGGGACGUGUCUCUGUGACCAGGGAUGGGUUGGAGAUCAGUGCCAGCACUGCCAGGGCAGAUUUAAAUUAACUGAGCCUUCUGGAUAUCUAACAGAUGGACCAAUUAAUUAUAAGUAUAAAACAAAGUGUACCUGGCUAAUUGAGGGAUAUCCAAAUGCUGUGUUAAGAUUACGAUUUAACCACUUUGCUACAGAAUGUAGUUGGGACCAUAUGUAUGUUUAUGAUGGUGACUCCAUUUAUGCACCUUUAAUAGCAGUUUUCAGUGGGCUUAUUGUUCCAGAGGUACGUGGAAAUGAGACUGUACCAGAGGUAGUUACAACGUCUGGCUAUGCAUUGUUGCACUUUUUUAGCGACGCUGCCUAUAAUUUAACAGGGUUCAACAUUUUUUACUCGAUUAAUUCAUGUCCUAACAACUGCUCAGGCCACGGCAAGUGCACAACAGGGAACUCAAUCGCCAGCAGAGUAUACUGUGAAUGUGACAAGUAUUGGAAAGGUGAAGCAUGUGAUAUCCCCUACUGUAAAAACAACUGUGGAAGUCCUGACCAUGGAUAUUGUGACUUGACUGGAGAGAAACUGUGCGUUUGCAAUGACAGCUGGCAAGGUCCUGACUGCUCCCUAACAGUUCCAUCAACAGAGUCCUAUUGGGUGCUGCCAAAUGUGAAGCCAUUCAGCCCAUCUGUUGGUCGAGCAUCCCAUAAAGCAAUUGUCCAUGGGAAGUUUAUGUGGGUUAUAGGUGGCUAUACGUUCAACUAUAGCUCCUUCCAAAUGGUUUUAAACUACAACAUAGAAAGCAGUAUAUGGAAUGUAGUGCAGAUCAAUGGUGGGCCUCUUCAGAGGUACGGCCACUCCCUCGCCUUAUAUCAGGAUGAUAUUUACAUGUAUGGAGGGAAGAUCGAAACCAGCAAUGGGAAUGUCACAGAUGAACUGUGGGUUUUUAACAUCCCUAGCCAGACCUGGACAACAAAAAUCCCAUCUGUGCAAGCUCAUGGUCAGCAAUAUGGUGUGGAAGGUCAUUCAGCCCACAUCAUAGAAAUGGACAAUGGUGAUGUUAUCAUGGUUAUCAUUUUUGGAUAUUCUGCUAUUUAUGGAUACAUCAGCAAUGUUCAAGAAUACAACAUAAGGUCGAAUACUUGGCUAGUGCUAGAGACCAAAGGAGCAAUUGUCCAGGGUGGCUAUGGUCACACCAGUGUUUAUGAUAGCAUGUCAAAAUCAAUUUAUGUGCAUGGUGGAUACAAAGCCCUUCCUGCUAGUAAAUAUGGCUUGGUGGAUGAUCUCUACAAAUACGAAGUUCGUACACGGACAUGGACAAUCUUAAAGGAAAGUGGACUGGCACGGUAUCUCCAUUCAGCUGUUAUCAUCAGUGGGGCUGUUUUGGUUUUUGGAGGAAAUACACAUAAUGAUACAUCUUUGAGCAAUGGGGCGAAAUGCUUUUCUGCAGAUUUCCUUGCUUAUGACAUUGCAUGCGAUGAAUGGAGAGUGUUGCCAAAGCCCAAUCUACACCGGGAUGUAAACCGAUUUGGGCACUCUGCUGUUGUCAGCAAUGGGUCCAUGUAUGUGUUUGGCGGCUUCUCAAGUGUGCUUUUAAAUGACAUUUUAGUGUAUAAUCCUCCCAACUGUGAAGCUUUCAGAAAUGAAGGUUCUUGCCUCAGUGCUGGUCCAGGUAUCCGAUGUUUGUGGAGCAGAGAUCACUGUGUCUCCUGGCAUCCCAGUUAUACCAAUGGCACCAUCCCAGAUGUGCAGUGCCCAAAAAAGACAACAGCUACAGACGACAGAUGUUACAGGUUCACAGACUGCGCCAGUUGUACUGCAAACACUAAUGGCUGCCAGUGGUGUGAGGAUAAAAGAUGCAUUUCUGUAUCCAGCAAUUGUUCAGUUUCUGUAAAAAAUUACACCAAGUGCCAUGUAAGGAAUGAACAGAUCUGUAGCAAGCUGACAAGUUGUAAGAGCUGCUCUCUAAACUUGAACUGUCAGUGGGAACAGCGGCAGCCUGAAUGCCAUGCCUUGCCCGCGCAUCUCUGUGGGGAAGGAUGGAAUCACGUUGGGGAUGCCUGCCUGAGAAUUAAUUCAAGCCGAGAGAGUUAUGAUAAUGCCAAGUUGUAUUGUUAUAACCUUAGUGGCAACCUUGCCUCCUUGACAUCAUCUAAAGAGGUGGAAUUUGUCCUGGAUGAACUGCAAAAAUACACUGUACAGAGGAUCACACCUUGGGUUGGACUGAGGAAAAUCAAUAUUUCUUACUGGGGCUGGGAGGACAUGUCCCCUUUCACAAAUACAACAUUGCAGUGGUUACCUGGUGAACCAAAUGAUUCUGGAUUCUGUGCUUUCCUAGAAAGAGCAGAGGUGGCAGGACUAAAGGCCAAUCCAUGCACUGCAAUGGCAGAUGGUUUGAUCUGUGAGAAGCCUGUUGUGAGUCCUAACCAAAAUGCCAGACCCUGCAAGACACCAUGCUCCUUGCGAACAACCUGCAAUAACUGCACUAGCCAAGCCAUGGAGUGCAUGUGGUGCAGCAGUACCAAACGCUGUGUGGAUUCUAAUGCCUACGUUAUCUCAUUCCCUUAUGGUCAAUGUUUGGAGUGGCAAACGGCAACCUGUCCCUCUCAAAACUGCUCUGGACUGCGCACAUGUACACAUUGUUUAGAGCAGCCUGGCUGUGGAUGGUGCAAUGACCCUAGCAACACUGGGAAGGGACAAUGCAUUGAGGGAUCGUCAAGGGGUCCAAUGAAGGUUGUGGGGAAGCAAAGCCAAGAAAUGGUGUUGGACCAAGUGUUGUGCCCUAAAGAGAAGAAUUUUGAGUGGGCAUUUAUUCACUGUCCAGCAUGUCAGUGCAAUGGGCACAGCACUUGUGUGAACAGCAGUGUGUGUGAACAUUGUAGGAACCUGACCACAGGCAUGCAGUGUGAGGCCUGCAUGGCAGGUUUCUAUGGAGAUCCUACCAAUGGAGGAAAGUGUCAGGCUUGUAAGUGUAAUGGACAUGCUAAUGUUUGCCAGUCACAGAAUGGAAAAUGCUUCUGCACUACCAAAGGAAUUAAAGGAGACCAGUGCCAAUUGUGUGACUCAGAAAACAGAUACCUUGGCAAUCCACUCAGGGGCACAUGUUACUAUAGCCUUCUCAUUGACUAUCAGUUCACCUUCAGCCUCCUCCAGGAGGAUGACCGUCAUUAUACAGCUAUCAACUUCAUGGCUAACCCAGAGCAGUCAAACAAGAAUCUUGAUAUGUCUAUAAACGCAUCCAACAAUUUCAAUCUGAACAUCACAUGGUCAGUGGGAUCAACAGCUGGGACAAUAUCAGGAGAGGAAAUUCCAAUUGUUUCUAAGUCAAAUAUAAGAGACUACAGAGACAGCUUCUCAUGUGAGAAGUUCAGCUUCAGGAACAAUCCCAACAUCACCUUCUAUGUGUAUGUCAGCAACUUCUCAUGGCCAAUAAAAAUACAGAUUGCGUUCUCCCAGCACAACAGUAUAAUGGACCUUGUGCAGUUCUUUGUAACCUUCUUUAGUUGCUUCUUGUCACUGCUCCUUGUUGCUGCCGUCGUGUGGAAGAUCAAACAAACCUGCUGGGCUUCCAGACGCAGAGAGCAACUCAUGAGGGAGAGACAGCAGAUGGCCAGCCGUCCCUUUGCUUCUGUUGAUGUGGCGCUGGAAGUUGUAGGUGAUCAGAUGGACCUUCUGCGUGGGCCUUUAGAGGGUUCCCCAAAGCCCAUCGCUAUAGAGCCAUGCUCAGGGAACAAGGCAGCAGUGCUUACGGUGUUUAUAUGUCUCCCAAGGGGGUCAUCAGGGGUUCCUCCUCCAGGCCAGUCUGGUUUGGCAAUAGCCAGCGCACUGAUAGACAUUUCACAACAGAAACCCACAGAAUGCAAAGACAAGAGCACGGGAGUGCGGAAUCGAAAGCAGCAUCCCCUGACGCACCAAGGGACUUGUGUUUGAGCAGGAAGGUGUGCGGCCUUCUCUGACUUGCUUUAUGCCUAUGGCUUUGGGGGAAAAAGUCAUACUGCCACCUCUGUUUUUUUAGAGGUCAGCUAAAGAAUUUCUGUUAGGUAAUAUGCCCUGUUAUUUUCAUGCAUAAGAUCAGUAGUUCUCGUGAAAUAAAGGACCUCCAUUGAUCAGCACUGGCUGAGAGGACAUCUCCUGCAGCAAGCAUGUCUAGUAGGAGAAAGGAAAAAACAAAAAUUCCACACUAUGAACCUGUGGAUGCUUGAGACCUGUCUUCUAAGGAAAAUGCUGAAGUGAAAAGCAGCUUUCUGUGGGUUUCUCAAAAGGUUCUUAUGGAGAUAAUGAACACCUUACCUGAGUUUUGUGGGAAUCUGUGUGUUUCUAUGUACUGUACCUGAGUGAGUAUGACUGUGUGUGUGCGUGCGCGCCUGUGCAUACUGUAUGUCGCAUACAGUACAGAAGUCCAAUGCACUGUGUGAGCACGCAUGACUAUGCCAUUUAGCAGAGUAUAAAUUCUUAUUGCGCAUGUUUUCCUUUAUUAAGGCAUCCUUCACGUAAGGCAAAAAUUAAAUUAUUCAGUGUUUUGAAAGGCUUCCUUCUCUUUUAAGUGGCAAGUUCUCACAGCCCCAUAUCUGUCUGUAGAAUUAAUUACAAAAUAUGAAGCCAAGGCAAAGGCCUUGCAUUAUAAAUUGUCCAGUCAAGCACUUGUCUGCCUAAAGACAAAGGAAUGGCUUUCAGUCCCACUUGUAAAAUUCAAAUUGGCAAUGUAGCCUACCUCUGUAGUAAGUGUUGGCAGACUGGCACCUAAAUGGGUGUUUGUUAGUAAAAGUUUGCCUGUCUGUUAUAUUGCAAUCUGUUUGGUCACCCCAUCUUUACUCAUUACUUUACUCUGUUUGUAAAAAGUGGGUAUGCACAAGUGGUACUGUUUCACGGGACAAGGAGGUAAAGAGCCAGUUAAACAAUGCUGGAAAGGAAUCCUGGCCGUACCCUGGCGACCACUGCGUGUGUACCACUACAGAGGCACAGGUGCUUUCUGUAUAUAAGGAAAAAUUCUGUGUGGUAAAAUGUGAAGGAUGUUUAUGUUUACUGCGAUCCAGUUUUAUCUUUCUUUUUAAAUUCAGGAAGGUCGCUACUGUGGACCAGUGGAUAUGGUGGAGAUACAGUGGAGUCACAUGCAUGUUACAGUGGUGUCAAAUAUGUUACAGUCAGCUCUGAGUUUUUUUAUUAUUAUUAUUCAUUCUUCUUCUAAAGUGCAUAUCACAUUUUGCUGAAUGUUUUUUUUUUAAUUUAUUUUCUUUUUAAGAGAUGACUUUCAAAUGAAUAAUAAAAAGCCAGUUUAUUUGGCCUUAUCUUGCCUUUUAUGUUUAAACAGGAAACAAGCAACUGGGUUUUUGCGCAAACCGCGGCUUAAAGGCUAAAGCAGAGUGAGGCCUUUCUGAAUGGUGAGGCGCUGUGGCUCGUGAUCUGUGUAAUGUAAUCAGCACAAAGAGCAGAUACUCCAUCUUGAUGCACAUGGUGGGUUUCUUCUGUGUGUUUGUUUGUCACUCGAAAAAUAUGAGCACAAGCCUUUAAGGGAGUUUAACAGCAGUGGGGCAGUUUGCACUUCUAGUGUUUCUGUGACAGCCACCAUCCAGAUUAGCCAUGGAUAUCAAAGUCGCUGGCUUAAGGUAUGGCUGGGAACUCUAGAAGAAGGCUUUGGCCUGGUGACAUUAAGGAGAGGUCGGGGUCACUAAGAGCCUCCUCUCUUAAGCCUCACUGUAGCCACAAAGCCCACCCGCCAGAACAGAACAGUUCAUUAUGCUAGGACUCCCAACAAUUUUAUUUGACCUUAGAAUUGUUCUUUUGGAUGAAUUGUUUUAUUUACCAUGAGAGCCAGUUACAGUUCCCAUAAUUUAUUGAUCAUCAUAAAUGACAGUUGGCCUGUGCUACCACCCAUUAAUUUAAGGAAAACACUGAUUUUUUUGUAUCUUUUGAUCGUUUAUUUUUUUUAUUUUUUGCUAGCAUAAUUAAGAAUGUCAGAUAUUCUCCUUGAAAUUGAGCAUCACUAAUUAAUGUUAACUUUUUUUUUUACUUUGACAAUUGUUGCGCACUUAAUCUGUGCAGUUUUCCCCCAAGUUCAGAAAUGCAGUUGGCAGCUUGUCUGCUCUCUUCAUACCCGGCCAUAGUUGAGUUUAAAGUUCGUUUUUUUUUUGGAUUUGUUUAUAUCAAGUUAAGUGCCAAUGCUUCCUGUAUUUGUGAACAUGCUGCCUGCUUGUGCGUCUGACUGGCUUCCCUAGCGUGACGUCCUGUUCUAACCCCGCAGAGAACCACUAAGAUUCCUACAAGAGUACCAUUUCCUGAGCCACGCGCUUGGUUUAGCUCUUCACGUCCGCUGACGGGCUGUGUGUAACCAAACUCUAUGCAGAAUUCAUUGAGAAUGCUUGUUUAUUUUAUUUUUUUGUUUAACGAUGAUAUGAGACGUUUUGAUA
Molecule: messenger RNA, 7607 nt
Organism: Erpetoichthys calabaricus (reedfish)
Lineage: Eukaryota; Metazoa; Chordata; Cladistia; Polypteriformes; Polypteridae
Gene: atrnl1b
Product: attractin-like 1b
Exons: 29
Coding region: 1030-5133 (1367 amino acids)
Cellular component (GO): Golgi apparatus
Molecular function (GO): protein binding
Source: RefSeq, a predicted model, not a curated record